Molecule: messenger RNA, 4860 nt
Organism: Meriones unguiculatus (Mongolian gerbil)
Lineage: Eukaryota; Metazoa; Chordata; Mammalia; Rodentia; Muridae
Gene: Chrna6
Product: cholinergic receptor nicotinic alpha 6 subunit
Exons: 6
Coding region: 319-1803 (494 amino acids)
Biological process (GO): regulation of membrane potential; chemical synaptic transmission; nervous system process
Cellular component (GO): postsynaptic membrane; synapse; neuron projection
Molecular function (GO): transmembrane signaling receptor activity; acetylcholine-gated monoatomic cation-selective channel activity
Source: RefSeq, a predicted model, not a curated record
GCCAGUCCCUCAGAGGCCUGUCUGCCUAGUGUUGCACGCUGUCUCUCUUCAUCGUCCUUGCACAGAGAUCUAGGGUGACGGGGGAUGUGACAGCCCGCCUGAUGCGGCAGUGAUAGCUUUCCUUGCCCUUUACAUCUGCUUCCGUCUGUGAUGCGGGGAGCAGCUGUGUGACGCUCCGUGUUUUCAUUUCGCAGAAGAUCCGUGUGGAUUGCCGUGAGCUCCCGAGGCUUUCUGUAACGGUCUGAUUCUUGCCGCUGACUGAAAGCUGCAUUUUUCCACAGCCCACUGUGUAGAAAUCGGGAUUUGGGUGCUUUUAUCAUGCUGAACAGCCAGGACCAGAGAUCCCUUCCCUUGGGUUUGUGUUUGUGGUUAUGUGGAGUCUUGGCUUUCUUUGAAGGUUGCACAGGCUGCGCGUCCGAAGAGCAGCUGUUCCGCGCGCUGUUUGCGCGCUACAACCGCUUCAUCCGGCCGGUGGAAAACGUUUCCGAUCCUGUCACCGUGUACUUUGAAUUGGCAAUCACCCAGCUGGCCAAUGUGGAUGAAGUCAAUCAGAUCAUGGAGACCAACCUGUGGCUGCGUCACAUCUGGAAGGAUUACAAAUUACGUUGGGAUCCAACAGAGUAUGAUGGCAUUGAAACACUUCGUGUUCCAGCAGACAAGAUCUGGAAGCCUGACAUUGUUCUCUAUAACAAUGCCGUUGGUGACUUCCAGGUUGAAGGCAAGACCAAAGCUCUUGUUAAGUAUGAUGGCAUGAUCACCUGGACCCCGCCAGCCAUCUUUAAGAGUUCUUGUCCCAUGGACAUCACCUUCUUCCCUUUUGAUCAUCAAAACUGUUCCCUGAAAUUUGGUUCCUGGACUUAUGACAAGGCUGAAAUUGAUCUUCUGAUCAUUGGCUCUAAAGUGGACAUGAACGAUUUUUGGGAAAACAGUGAAUGGGAAAUUGUUGAUGCCUCUGGCUACAAGCAUGACAUCAAGUACAACUGUUGCGAAGAGAUUUACACAGAUAUAACCUACUCUUUCUAUAUCAGGAGGCUGCCCAUGUUUUACACCAUUAACCUCAUCAUCCCCUGUCUCUUCAUUUCCUUUCUCACUGUGUUGGUCUUUUACCUUCCUUCGGACUGUGGUGAGAAGGUAACUCUUUGCAUCUCAGUCCUGCUUUCUCUGACUGUCUUUUUGCUGGUGAUUACAGAGACCAUCCCAUCCACAUCUCUUGUGAUCCCACUGGUGGGUGAGUACCUCCUCUUCACCAUGAUCUUUGUCACGCUGUCCAUUGUGGUGACUGUGUUUGUAUUGAACAUACACUACCGUACCCCAGCAACACAUACCAUGCCCAAGUGGGUGAAGACCAUUUUCCUUCAGGUCUUCCCCUCAAUUCUGAUGAUGAGGAGGCCUCUGGACAAGACAAAGGAGGUAGGUGGUGUUAAGGACCCCAAAAGCCUUCCCAAGAGGCCUGCCAAGGUCAAGUUUGCUCAUCGAAGAGAGCCCAAACUUCUGAAGGAAUGCCGCCAUCGUCAAAAAUCAAGUGAGAUGGCCCCUGGCAAGAGAAGAUUGAGUGAGCAGCCUGCACAGUGGGUGACAGAGAAUUCAGAACACUCACCAGAGGUGGAAGAUGUGAUCGAUAGCAUUCAAUUCAUAGCAGAAAACAUGAAGAGUCACAAUGAAACAAAGGAGGUGGAAGAUGAUUGGAAAUACAUGGCCAUGGUGGUGGACAGAGUCUUUCUUUGGGUAUUUAUAAUCGUCUGUGUGUUUGGAACUGUGGGGCUAUUUCUACAGCCACUGCUUGGGAACACAGGAAAGUCUUAAUUAGUAUUUUCCCUUUGCCUUCUGAAUAUUCUAGAUGUUAUGGUGUUUGUUUGUUUUUGUUUCAUUUUUGUUGUUGUUGUUUGAACUACUUACCACAAGAAAAGGCCAACUACCCAGUUCCCUAAACCGAGGCAAGAAGGGCAGGGGUGGGGACAGUACUGCAACUUUAGGAGCCUGAAUGCACGUCUUCAUUGCCCUGGGUAUUUUACCACCUCGGAGCCCAGAACUGGCAGUGCUCCUAGGCUAGGAGUGCUGACUCGGCUUCUCUGUGCUUUGCAUGCUUUGUUCCCAGGAACAUGAAUGACGCCUCACAGAGUUAGGCCUCAUACUAAGCAUCAGUCUACACUGAAAAGAGAUUCUCUUGUAUCUGAAGCUCCUGCUGGUUACUGCAGUGAUGUGAGUGGCUAGAGAGAAGCUCUGAAACACUGCUCACACUUGCAACACCUGUCUACCCCUAUGUCAUACUCUCUUGUGUGUGGCUCUGUGAUGUGGUCCACACUAUCAUCUGAUGCAUGCAAUGGUUAAAGGAGAAACCAGAUAGCAUCGCUCUUAGAAGACUAUUGAAUUUUUGGGACUAGUGGCUUUCUGUCAGGGUGGGAAAAAAAAUCACAUGAGAUAAUCAACAUAAAUGGAUGAAGUUUAUAUGAGCUUAUAGUUUCGGGGGAUUUACUCCAUGGUCACUAAGCCUUAUCACACUGAGACCUUUGGUGAGGCAAACCAUCAUGGCAGGAGAGCCUAGCAGAGGACCACUACAAAGAAAGAAAGAAAAAAAGAGGAAAGGUCUGGGGUGCCAAUAUUCCUUUCAAAGGCACACCCCAAUGAAUGACUUAAGCUCUUCCUACAGGGCUCCACAUCCUAGAAGCUCCACUAGCAUGGAGAAAUAAGUCUUUAACACAUGUACUUUGUGGUGAUCCACUGUUCUGGCAGGACAUUUGGCUGGUGCCCAGGACAAUGCCAGGUGCUACAAGGGUGACAUAAAUAGAUUCUUCUCCUUGUAAAGUUACAGCCUGUUAGAAAAGUCAUAUAUGAAAAGAUCUAUAGGACCUGAUAGUGGAGAAUAUAGCUAGAGCAAUACAAAUGGGAGAAUAUAGAGCAUAAUAUACCUAGAGCAAUGCAAAGAGGAAAAAUCGAAAAGCAUUCUUGUGGUUCAAAUAGGUAUCUGUCCAGUCUUUUCCCGUGAACCCUUCACAUGCUCACUGCAUAGAGACAAAAUAAAAUCUGUAAGGAAUUUUAAUCAUGUACCAUUUGGAGCGAUUUCUUUUCUGAGUGGGAGAACAUGGGAAUUGUGUCGUGUUCCACACUGAUUACUCCUUUGUGUGACUGUGGUAACCUACAGAGGUAUCUUAGACAGCAGCUCACGUAGUCCAGCAAAGAAGCUGGCCUCAGUUCCAUUUGUUCUCUCCUAGAAAGUUGCUGUCCAUGCCCAUAGGUAAUUUCAUGGUUCAAUUUUACCUUUUGAUCCUGUUGUCUUAAUACAAUAUCAGCAACAUUUGGCAGGGCUUAGAUGAUGGACUAUAGAGGAAUUUCAAUUCAGAACUUGGCUGUUCUGGCGAGAGAUUACAUGCAAAGACCUUCUAGGUCUGUGUGACCCAGCUGGAAUCCAAACACACCUUUAAUCCAGGAGACGAAGGUAAGCAGAGCUGAGUUCAAGGCCAGCAUGGUAUAAAGCAAGUUUCAGGUAAAGAAAAGCUUAGGUCCAGGUAUGGUGGUAGAGGCCUCUAAUCCCAAACAAUGAAGGUAAAGUUAGUUUGUAGAAGGAAGCAGCCAUGUUUGAAAGUAAUAUUUAAUUAAGUGGCAGAAAAAGUGAUGAAUAAGAGAAGGACUUGACAGUAGGACUUGUCCAACUCUCAUGAGAACAGAGAGGAAAGGGAAGAUACUCAAAGGAGCAACACAGAAUGAGAAGAGGAGGCAUCUUUACCAAGACAGUUUUACAGAGAGAGGUUGAAUGAGAGAAGAAGCCAGACACAGGUGAAAAUAGAAGGAGCCAGCGAUGAGGAGACAGAGUAUCAGCACAUAUUUCUGGAGUUAGUAUGAGGCCAAGCUGAGUGAUUCAGGGGCUGAGAGAGAAGCCAGAUUGAAUACGUCAGCUGGGAAAGGAGUUUGAGCCAGAAGAGCUGAACUGAACGAGCCAGCCCAGAGCUCAGUCAAAACAAGAAAGGCUGAGCUUCUUAAGCAGUAAAUCUCAGAGGCUGAAAACAUUCUAGGCCUAAGUUAGAUUGCACGGAGGCUGGAAGCUUCCAGGGCGAGGCCCAGGUUGGCAGACAGAAGCAGUAAUCCUCUGAGACAACAGCUGAGACAGGUGAAUAAAGGUUGCUUUUAUAAUGGACUGUUGUCUUUGAGAAGUAAACACCUGGUCCCCUUUCAGGACAAGGCUGCAGGGGCAGCGAUGACGGAUGGCUUGAUGUGCUCUGGCUCACACUGGACAAUAUAAAAAGGAUCUCUGAGAUCCCCAGGGAUACUGAGUCUGCAGCCCUUCCCAAAAGUCCUCCGCAGGUUGGGGACUACCUUGGCCUGAGCUAUAAUAGUGGUCUAGCUACACCAGGUAGAGAUAACUAUGGUGGAGCCUCCAUCUUCCUGCAGAUCUAGGUGGCCAACCAUGUGGGCUCAUGGGGUUGCUUCUUGUUGUUGUUUUUUAAUUAUAACAUUGUUUUGUUGUGCUAUAGAAGUUUUGUUGUGAUGUGUGCACAAAUUCUCCACCUAGUAUGAGCAUACACAUUUUGUGAAUUGCAUUGAAAGAAAGAAGGGUAAAACUGAUCUCGGCAGGGACCAGAGGAAACCCACCUGAAUGUCUUCACGAUUGAGUGUUCUUUAAUACUUGAUGGCUGAGAUCCUUGAAAUUAGCAAAAGAUUCUCUAUUAAACAAUCUAUCAAUACACCUUUAAAAGGAAGUAUACCACAUUUGCGGUGAAAGGGAAGCCACAUUUAUUCAGAAUAACAGAAGAAAGCAUGGACUAAAAAAAAAAAAAAAUCUGUAAAGGAGCAUUAAACAAAUUCCUAAAUACAUAUUUAAGGCUUUUAAUUUUUAGAAUAUUCCCUGGUCACUACCACCUUAUUCAA